Molecule: messenger RNA, 4651 nt
Organism: Acanthopagrus latus (yellowfin seabream)
Lineage: Eukaryota; Metazoa; Chordata; Actinopteri; Spariformes; Sparidae
Product: probable G-protein coupled receptor 153
Exons: 7
Coding region: 964-2988 (674 amino acids)
Biological process (GO): G protein-coupled receptor signaling pathway
Cellular component (GO): membrane
Molecular function (GO): G protein-coupled receptor activity
Source: RefSeq, a predicted model, not a curated record
AGAUAUGUGCAACACGCAGGAGCAGUUCUAGCUCUGAAAAAAAGAAGAAAGAAAGAAGAAGAAGAGGAAGAAAAAAAAAAGGCCGACCUCUUCUCCAUGAAUUAUUUCUUAUUGCGGUUCACUCCCACGGCCACGGAGCGUCUGACCCGCGAACGCGCCUGUGCUAUCGGGGGCGCGCGCCAAUCAUGCCUCAUCCGUCGCUCGCGUCGCCGGUGUCGGAGGAGAGACGAAGAAGAAAUCCAGCCUUUGGGUAGAAUUACGCGCUCUCUCAGCGCUCCUGCUGUCGCGCGACCGCCUUGCUUCGUGCUGAACAAGCUCACGUUUUCUUUGUUAAGAUUAAAAAAAAAAAAAUCAAACUCGACGAUUUGUGUUUUUCUCCAGUCCCUCUCGUCAGUGAGUCAAAGAGGACAAGAAGACACAGGAGUACAGCUGUGGCGAUGAGGUGUUCAGGGGCUCAUCCCUCAGCUCGCAGGUCAUUCCUUUAACUUGCUCAGUUCGGGGAUGUAGACGCUGGGAAGACACGUUCACGGACCUGAGCCGAUGUGACUCAACGAGAGUGUUUUCAUCCCCUCCCCCGGAACAAUGAGCCCGCUAGGAGCCUGAAACGUGCCGUGAAAGUCCUCGAGUAUGAGUGCCUGUGCAUAUUUGCUGUCUGGUGUCAUAUUCUGUAAGUGGAUACUGGAUGAUCAUUACACAGAAUACGAAAGCCUUGGCCUUGUAAGGGAACUGGCUCGGCUCUUCCAUCCUCCCCUCUGACAUCCCACUGAGUCGCACCGCUACCGCGUCCUUUCCCUGCUGUGGCCACCCCAUGGAGAGUGCACGCCCACCAAGAUAGGAUGCCUGCCUCGCCUGAAGCCCUGCAUCCCCUCCUGCCCAUCACCACCUCUUCCUUCUCCUCGUGUGUACCUGCUCUUGCCGACAGUUCCUUGCAGCCCCCCAGGCUCUGCCCUUCCCCGCUCCAACAUGGUGGAUGAGGUAACCACCAUGAAGGAUGAUGUCAUCAACGCCAACACGCUGGCUUGGCUGGUCUGCUCGGGGGUAUCCAUCCUGGCCAACACUUGGAGCAUCCUUAGCGUCAGCGCCAAGCAGAAAAAGUGGAAGCCGCUGGAGUUCCUCAUCUGCACGCUGGCGGGCACGCACAUCCUCAACAUGGCCAUCCCCAUCACCAUGUACUGCGUGAUAACGCUUCGCCGGCAGCACUCCAACUACGAGUGGAACGAGGGUCUGUGCAAGGUGUUUGUGUCCACCUUCUACACGCUCACGUUGGUCACCUGCUUCUCCGUCACCUCGCUCUCUUAUCACCGCAUGUGGAUGGUACGCUGGCCUGUAAACUACAGGUUGAGCAACACCAAGAAGCAGGCGGUGCACACAGUGAUGGGCAUCUGGAUGGUCUCUUUCAUCUUGUCCACGCUUCCAGCAGUGGGCUGGCACGACACUAUCGACCGCUUCUACACCUCUGACUGCCGAUUCAUUGUGACUGAGAUCGGACUGGGCUUCGGCGUUUGCUUUCUGCUGCUGAUCGGCGGCAGCGUGGCCAUGGGUGUGAUCUGCAUCGGCAUCGCUCUCUUUCAGACCUUCUCCAUUCAGGCUGGCCACAAAGCAGACAAGAACAAGUUCAACGUCCCGACCAUAGUGGUGGAGGACGCCCAGGGGAAGCGCAGGUCGUCCAUCGAUGGAUCAGAACCUCUCAAGACGUCGCUGCAGAUCACCUACCUGAUCAGUGGGAUCGUCUUUAUCUAUGACUUCCUGACUGGCUUCCCCAUACUGGUGGUGAGCUUUGCCAGUCUGAAGUUUGACCGCUCCUACAACUGGAUGGUGCUGUGUGUGCUGUGGUGCUCCAUCGCCCAGUCCAUCCUGCUGCCCAUGUUCCUCUGGGCUUGUGACCGCUAUCGGGCUGACAUCCGCAUGGUGUGGGAGAAGUGCGUCGCCAUCAUGUCCAACGACGACGUGGACGAGGAAAACAGCCAAGAUGGAGGAAUUCAUGCUGACUUAAUAUAUGACAGACCAUAUGACUAUAGCUCGGCGCCUGAAAUCGUGACGGUAGACCGUAAUGCCAAGUAUGAGUUCUCAACCUUAGAAAGGGGGGUUCCGCAAGGGUAUCCAUUGAGGGAACAACAGGAAGAUAAAAUGCAGUAUUUGCAGGUGCCCCCUACAAGAAGAUACUCCCACGACGAAACCGACAUGUGGACCAGCGACCGGAUCCCCUCAUACCUUCACCGAUGGGGCUCCACCGAGGACAUGAUAGUGAGUGCCCACUACAGCUCCACCUUACCGCGCCACGAGAGGCGCAGGAGCAGCCUGGUCUCCUACCACGAGGAGAGCCACCAUCACCAUCACCCGCACCGCAAGCGGCGACGCUCUGAGGAUAGUAUGCACUCCCUCAAGCACCUGCCGCGUGUGGUCUGUGGCGGGGAGCGCUACGAGGACGAGCUGCGGUGUUUCAGCCGCGACGAGGUGAUAAACUUUAUAGAUGAGACGCCGCUGCCGAGCCCCAGGAAGAGCCCGCGGCGCACAUCCACCAUCUCACUUAUCCCCAAUGUGUAUGAACAGCAGACAGUCAUCCUUCCUCACUUCCCUCUCACAGACUUUGAGCGUGAGCCUCAGGCGCUCAGGCGGCUGUCAGAGCACAAAAGGAGCAGCAGUCGGGGCAACUCGCCUGAGGGUUCCCCCAAACCAGACAGACCUGUUGGAAAGAAGAGCCCCGGAGCCUGUGGCUCUGGUAAAGGCUGCCCGGAGCGCCCACGAGAUGGGAAACAUCAGUGUGAAGGUGGCUCACCCGGGCGCAGCCAGCAGACUCCGGGGCACUCUAGGCCAAGGACAGGCGGUGGAGCCGGGGCUGGUGCUGGAGCUGGAGCUAACUGGGGGUCUCAGAAGCACCUGAAUAAAGGCGAGAGUAAAGGAAGCACAAACAGUUUUGUAAGCACGCCUUCGGUAUCGUCCUCGGGAUACAUCACGUUUCACUCUGACUCUGUCGGCUCCGCAACCUAAAAGCAAGCUUUUCCUAGUUAAUAUCAACAUUAUGACUGAAGUUAUUAUCGACAUGAAAAUCACUGGAAUUUUCUUGCUUAUGGGAAAGUGACCUACUGGAUUAUUUGGCCUUUUUACAUGUGCCAGUUUUUUCUUUUACUAUAAAUACCACCAAUACUUGCUAUGCUAAAUGGCUUUGGGAGCUUUGGACAUCAUUUCUGAGUGGGCCUAACUUUGCUUUCAUAUGUUGGCUGGUGAAAGGGUAUGGUGGUCCUUUUAUUCAGCUUUCACGUCACAAGAUAUCCACUGAUAUUUUUUUUUUUUGUCAGCACUGACACAAACCUGUUUUUAAAUAGGGUGAACAUUCCCACGCCUUGUUUUUUGCUGUUUGAUGUUGUUUUUAAUGAAAUGCUCAAAGAAUUGGAGGAGUUAGUUGUUAGGGCGGUGUUCCUUUCUUUCUUUUGCACUUAAGAACUUGACGUUAUUAUUUGGCCUGUAAUGACUGUGUGUUUUGUUGUAUGGACACAUUUGCUUUCAAACCAAACUUUCCUGAAUACUGCCCUUUUACCUUGAGAUCGACACAUUAUACAUAUUUGUUUUAUUUUGAUCAUGAUGUACAACUUUUCUAUUAACAUUGUUAUUCACAACACGUGAAACACUUUUUUUCAAGCACCCCAUGUUGAAGUAAACUGAGAGUGGUAAUCCCAAACUCUUAAAUGCCUAGUUUUACAGUUACUGUGUGAGAUAUUGAGAUAUUACGUGAAGACCCCUAAAUUCUUAUUGAAAAUGUGCAGUCAGUUUUAAAGAUUGACAUCUCAUGUAUAUAUGAAGGAUAAUGGAUUUAUGGGCUUGGUGUACUUUUCUGUUUAAUGAGACCUUUGCUCAGUACAUUUUAUCCCAGUUUUUAUUAUUUCAAUGUUUGUGUUAUCUUGGGCAUCAUCAGGCACAACAGUUGCUUAUUACACUGGAUAUAUCCACACAGAACAUCAGACCAAUACAGCAGGUAAUGGUGCUUUGUCCUCAUCAAAUGAGCACGUCAGCCUGACCUCACCCUUUAAUUUGUGUCAGUAAUGUGUUAGAAGCGCCAUUUUUUUGUUUGUUUUUAAAGAUUUUUCUAAAAGAUAUUAACUGGUCCAAACGUAGAAUAAUCACAGAUUGUCAGGCUGACUAUACACAGCAUAACUGUAAUGCUGGUGUAACACCUAAACCCACAAAACAAUAGCAUGAAUUAGGAACAUUGUAAUUUGAAUGAAAAUGUAACAUAAUCCUUCAUAAGACUGCGAACGGUGCUAUUCUGUGAGGUUAUUCAAGUGUGAAGUGACUUUUUUGUACCUGAUGUGUCGAAGUCCCAUGAAGUAGCCUAAUGUUAAUCAAAAUGUUAGCAUUCCCGGCGCCUCAGUAAGGGAUACUGUGGGAAGUUUAAGUUAGGUGCAUUAAUUUUUUCAUAAAUAUAAUUUGGACAGAGAAUGUGAUUAUUUCACAUUAUAGCAAAGUGUAAAAGUUCAAGAACACAAACUGUGUUACUAAAUUAUCAGUGAAAUGCCCUAUAAAUGUCCCAUAACUGCCAUUCAGCACUCUCACUCAAAGUGGAUGAUGAAGAGUGAAUUUAACAAUGGAGCUAAUUUUACAAAGUACACUCUUAAAUGGUCAAGUAACUUUUCAUGUGAUAAUUAUCUGACUGAAA